AUGAUAACUGAUAAGGAAUUGUGCGCUGAUUUUAAAAACCAUCAUCGUAAAAGAUUAGCUCCUAAACGAUAUGAUUGUAAUGCCACAACCCAAGCUGAAUUCACAAUGCAUCUAUUUUAUAGAAAAGAAUUUAAAAUGGUUCUAGAUACCCUAUUAAAACUAACAAAUGAUAAUUUCAAAUCAUGUAUUUCUUCUAUUCAACCAUUAUUUACUCAACCAUUUAAUAAAAGCAAUAUUCCUUUUUGUUUGUUCCCACCAAGCAGUGUAGGUGCUUACCUUCUAGAUUAUGAUUUAGUUCAAACAGAAUUAGAAAUAUUAUUUAGUAUGUUACAAGAAGAUAGAAUAUUACCAUUUAAUUCUUUAAUGGAAAAAGCAGAAGAAGUAAAGCAUAUUCGUAUGUGA
This is a messenger RNA of Macrosiphum euphorbiae (potato aphid), 402 nucleotides long. The record is from the annotation of a GenBank genome assembly. NCBI's taxonomy places the organism in Eukaryota, Metazoa, Arthropoda, Insecta, Hemiptera, Aphididae.